Cryphonectria parasitica EP155 is the source of this 1798-nucleotide messenger RNA. RefSeq lists its product as uncharacterized. Lineage: Eukaryota; Fungi; Ascomycota; Sordariomycetes; Diaporthales; Cryphonectriaceae. The transcript has 2 exons. The record is from RefSeq and is a predicted model, not a curated record. The coding region runs from base 37 to 1176 and encodes 379 amino acids.
AACAACGUGGCUCCUCAACCUGCCCCGGUUGAGGAGAUGACUCCCGACCAACAAGUCUAUGCCCUCCUCACUUCAAGCCGCGUCAAGAAUUGGAAGGAUCCAAAUCCUGUCGAUCCAGCUAACCCCAAGACGCGUCGUCGCCACGAUUAUGCCGACCCCAAUCUGCAGCGCGCGAUCGACAUGUGCGAGGAGAUUGCCGAGCAGUUGAAGGGCAAACCAUUCCCUCCCGCCGAACCGCCCGAGUGGAUGAAGCACGACAAGGACAGGGUCGCGGAAUGGUGGCACGGCUACAACAAAGACAAGCAGCGUGCUGAACAAGUUGCCCAGCGCCAGACGGCGAUGCAGAUGGCCCAACAACAGACAGCAUUCACCCAACCUCAGGCUGCCCCUCAGGCUGCCCAGACUGCGGCAGACCAGCAGAACGCGGCUGCUUGGGCGGCUUACUACGCCCAACUUCAGCAACAACAACACCAGCAGGCUCAACCUCAGGCCGCGACCGAUCCCAAUGCUGCUGCUUGGGCUUCUUAUUACGCCCAGCAGCAGCAGCAGCAGCAGCCGUUGCCAGCUCCUGCACAGCCCACGGGUGAUCAGAGUGCGCAGCUACAGGCUGUACUGGCAGCUUUGAGCGGCACUCCUGCCCAGGCCACCCAGGCCCAACAGCAGUCUGCUGCUGCCAACAGUGCCGCCGACCCCCAGAUUCAAGCACUGCUCGCGACCCUGGGUGCCACUACAAGCGUCCAGCAGCAGCCUACACAAGCCUACCAGCCGCACCCGCAGCCAGCUCAGUCCCAGGCCCCGAACCCUCAGGAUUCCAAAUACUUGGCCUACAUUCUGUCGCUAGCUUCUGGUCAUACAACAAUUCCAAGCCAGCAGCAGCAACAGCAACAGCAGGCUCAUCAGCAGCCUCCUAGCAUCGGUCAGCGACGCGAUGACAGCCACGACCGAGCUCGUGACCGUGACCGAGACUCUGAUCGGGACCGCGAGCCCGAGAGCCUCCACACCUCCCGCCGCACCCAAAACCGUGGCGGCAAGAACAACCGAGGGCACAUUUGGAACGAUCGGAGGGACUGGGUCGAUGAGAACUGCAGGCAUAGCAUAACGUGGACUUUCUUCGGCAUGACCCAAACAGCCAUGAUGGCGGCACACCCUCGAGCACGGGUGGGUAUUACUACGUAGGAAAGAUGGUGAAACAAGCCUCAAAUGAGGAUUUCGGUGCCAUCUGCGCUGGAGGAGCUUUCGAUUUUGCAGUGGUCCAUUGAGCAUUGUUUGUCGCUUCUGCGGAUACCCAACACAUGACAAAUGCAGUCACUCUACUUUGAAGGACGUCAUGAUGAGUAUCACUCGGAUUGCGAUUCAGGAUUCUUUGUACAUUACAUAUUCGCGAUCGGGAGAAAGAGGACACAUGGUUGCGAGUCCGACGUCUUCUGGGCUUUCAUUAUUUUCGCACUGCAUUGGGCAUGGGGGCACAUGGAAAAAAAGGAGAAAGGAGUUGCAUUUUGAGGUGGCGGGAUAAAGAGAGGGAGAAAAAAUAUAUCGGAGAACGGUGUUCACUAUUCCUUCAGACUGUCUUUUCUUUCUGAGGGCGUUUCGUGCUUGAAGACGAGCAUCCCGAGGUCUUGGGCAUCACAAGGAAGAGUGAGCGAGAAGCGUAGAAGGGAAGGAUGGAAGCUAUGAACUGCUCAAUGGGAAUAAUGGAAUGGAACACAAAUCAUGACGGAGAGCAAGAUAGCCACCGGGGCUAUAUGGGCUAGGGUGGUGUGUAGUGUACAAUGAAAAUGAAAGCAUUCCUCAUGUUUCG